UCGGUGGUUAGGUAGCACCCUCACCGGUCGAGCUGCCAACAAAAUGAAGCUUCAGUUUAUCGGUCUGAUUUUGACGAUCGUGAUUUUGAGAGAGAGUCGGGCACGUGAGGCGGUUGUCCCCAUUCCAGAUGUGGGCCAAAUAAUCAAAGAUCUCGAUGGUCUGCACAUUGAUGGAGCAACAUUUAAGCAAGGUGCUCCCUGCAAAGUGAAUGUGCAAGAGGAUCUGCCUCGUUACGACCAAGUGCAGCCGCUGUACCUGCACCCUGGCACGAAUCUCUACUGGCUGCCCAAUCCUGAUGGCCACCUAGAGGUUGACCACGGCGCCAGCAUCGAGCUGCACUGCAGCAAUCCUUUCGCGCCCGCGAAUGGAGAGUCCUUGGAUGCGAAGCUGCGCUCCAUUCGGGUAAAGUGUGUGCAGGACACCACCUUCGAGUGGAUGGGGGCUAAAAUCCAAUUCAGCGACUUUGUCUGCAGUCACUCCAUGCCGUACACCGUGGAGCGAUUGAACAGGAGUUGUGGCAGCAACACUACGAGUCCAUCCACCUCGAACUUGUAUCGCGUGGGCUAUGACACCGGAGAUGGCAGAUUUGUGGCCACCAUGGAGCUGUGCCAUGACCCGAAUCACCUGCGCACCCACUACGCCAACCAUCAACUGACACCGGCGAGUGUGCACUUCCAGAAAAAAGUUAAACGCCAGAAGUUUAGCACCGCCGGCCAUUUCACGGGCUUUGACAUGUUCGAAAUUUAUUCGCAAAAGAACCAGGAGAAACUGAUGGUGCCCGGCCUCAUUGACGUGAAGAGUGGUCUGUUCCUGUCCCGCGGACAUCUGACGGCCAAAGCGGAUCUAAUCUAUGCCAGUCAGCAGAGGAGCAGCUUCAACUACAUGAACGUGGCGCCCCAGUGGCAGAGCUUCAAUGGCGGCCAGUGGGCCGACCUGGAGGAUUCCACUAGAAAAUUUGUGGCCCGUUCGGGCAUCACGGCCAAUGUGUAUACGGGCAUCUAUGGCGAAAUGAAGGUGGCCGGCAGCAAAGUCCUCCACCUGACCACCAAUGCCGAUAACACAGGUGUGAUGCCUGUGCCCCAGCUCUUCUAUCGCGUCAUCAUCGACGUGGGCCAUCCGACCCGCGGAAUCGCUUUGGUGGGUGUCAACAACCCACAUGCCACUCUGGCCCAGAUCCACGAGUCCUAUAUCAUCUGCGAUCCUGUGGAGGAACAGGUGCAGUGGCUCAGCUGGCUGCACAAAAGCAACGCGAAGGGUAACCUGAAGAAGGGCUAUUUGUAUGCCUGUUCGGUGGCGGAUUUGGCCCGGGCUGUCGGACAUUUGCCACGCCCCCUUCUCGAGGUGGAUGAGCUGCUCACUUAGAUGUGGGCGGUGGCGGUUCGAUUACCCAUACGUUUCAGUGAGUGCAAUAAAGUCCGAGUGGGUUGUGUGACACAACUGCGGCUUGGCAAUAACAAAAAUCAA
This is a messenger RNA of Drosophila erecta, 1465 nucleotides long. RefSeq lists its product as uncharacterized. NCBI's taxonomy places the organism in Eukaryota, Metazoa, Arthropoda, Insecta, Diptera, Drosophilidae. The record is from RefSeq and is a predicted model, not a curated record. The transcript is spliced from 2 exons. Gene Ontology annotation, molecular function: single-stranded DNA endonuclease activity; metal ion binding; RNA endonuclease activity. Gene Ontology annotation, biological process: apoptotic DNA fragmentation. Bases 44 to 1363 code for a protein of 439 amino acids. Gene Ontology annotation, cellular component: nucleus; mitochondrial inner membrane.